AUGGGACUUACCGUGUCUGCCUCCGCUCUGUCUCCAGCCACGGCUUUUGUGGCCCCUACGGAGCCUUCACCCGCGCUGCGCCGGGCACAGGUGGGUGCGGCUGCGCCUGCGGAGCGAGCUCAGCACGUGGAGCGCGGUGCCUCUUGCACCGCGCCGCUGGCUGUGGGCGUGGCUGCGGGUCUCGUGGGUGCGGCGGCGUCGCGGCGCUCCGGGCGCUCUGCGCUGGCCAAGGGGCAGGGCGUCACUGUCAGGCCCCACACCACGCCCCGGACCUUGGCCUCGGCACGGGUGGUGGUCUGCGCCGGAGCGCCCCUGGAGGGCCGCAAGCUGCGUGUGGCGGUGGUGGGCGGUGGCCCUGCAGGAGCAUCCACCGCCGACGCCCUCGCCCAGGCGGGUGUCGAGACGUACCUCAUUGAGCGCAAGCUUGAUAACUGCAAGCCCUGCGGCGGCGCCAUUCCUUUGUGCAUGAUUGACGAGUUCGACCUCCCCAAGGACAUCGUCGAUCGCCAGGUGAGGAAGAUGACCAUGAUCUCGCCUACCAACAAGGAGGUGCAGAUUGGUCAGACGCUGAAGGACGACGAGUUCAUCGGGAUGGUUCGCCGUGAGGUCCUGGAUGACUAUAUGCGACAGCGUGCCAAGAAGAACGGUGCCACACUGAUCAACGGGCUGUUCAUGGGCAUGACAAUGCCGCAGCAGAAGGGCGAGUCGUAUGUGCUGACCUACAACGACUACGAGGGCGAGGACGGCAAUGCGCGCAAGGGCGAGAAGAAGACGCUGGAGGUGGAUGUUGUGGUUGGCGCUGACGGUGCCAACAGCCGUGUGGCCAAGGAGAUCGGAGCGGGCGACUACGAGUAUGCCAUUGCCUUCCAGGAGCGCAUGAAGAUCCCAGAGAACAAGAUGGACUACUACAAGGACAGGGCCGAGAUGUACGUGGGCGAGGACGUGUCCCCUGACUUUUACGCGUGGGUCUUCCCGAAGUGCGACCACGUGGCGGUGGGCACGGGCACGGUCAUCGACAAGAAGGGAAUCCAGAGAUAUCAGCAGGGAAUCCGUGACCGGGCGGCCGUGCGCAUCGAGGGCGGUGAAAUCAUCCGCGUGGAGGCCCACCCCAUCCCGGAGCACCCCAGGCCUUGGCGUGUCAAGGACGGCGCCAUCCUCGUGGGCGAUGCGGCUGGUUACGUCACCAAGUGCUCUGGAGAGGGCAUCUACUUUGCAGCCAAGAGCGGCCGCAUGUGUGCUGCAACCAUUGUGAAGAACUCCGAGCAGGGGACUCGCUUGAUUGAUGAGGCAGACCUCAUGGAGCACAUCCGCGAGUGGGAUGCCAAGUACGGCCCAACGUAUUUAGUCUUGGACCUGUUGCAGAAGGUCUUCUACACCAGCGAUGCCGCCCGAGAGAGCUUCGUUGAGCUCUGCGAGGAGGAGUACGUGCAGAAGGUGACCUUCGACUCGUACCUUUACAAGACCGUGCAGGGCAACGACCCCGUGGGUGAUAUGAAGCUGGGAUGGAAGACCCUGAGCUCCCUGUACAAGUUCAACAACCAGAAGACCCCGGAUCCCAUGCGCACCCUGGCAUGA
Messenger RNA from Effrenium voratum, 1575 nucleotides. The record is from the annotation of a GenBank genome assembly. NCBI's taxonomy places the organism in Eukaryota, Dinophyceae, Suessiales, Symbiodiniaceae.